UCUGGAGCAGUUGGAGUGGGCAGGCCCAGCCGGGAGCGAGCGGGCUACGGGAGCGGCCGCGAUGCGGGAAUGCAUAUCCGUCCACGUGGGCCAAGCAGGGGUCCAGAUCGGCAAUGCCUGCUGGGAGCUCUUCUGCCUGGAGCACGGCAUCCAGGCCGACGGCACCUUGGGCACGCAGGCCAGCAAGGUCCCGGACGACGACUCCUUCACCACCUUCUUCAGCGAGACUGGCAACGGGAAGCACGUGCCCCGGGCCGUCAUGGUCGAUCUGGAGCCCACCGUGGUGGAUGAGGUUCGGGCAGGAACCUACCGCCAGCUGUUCCAUCCAGAGCAGCUGAUCACAGGAAAGGAGGAUGCGGCCAACAACUACGCACGGGGCCACUACACGGUGGGAAAGGAGAGCAUCGACCUGGUGCUGGACCGCAUUCGCAAGCUGACAGAUGCCUGCUCAGGCCUGCAGGGCUUCCUCAUCUUCCACAGCUUCGGGGGCGGCACCGGCUCCGGCUUCACUUCUCUGCUGAUGGAACGCCUCUCCCUGGAUUACGGCAAGAAGUCCAAGCUGGAGUUCGCCAUCUACCCGGCCCCCCAGGUGUCCACGGCUGUGGUGGAGCCCUACAACUCCAUCCUGACCACGCACACGACCCUGGAGCACUCGGACUGCGCCUUCAUGGUGGACAACGAGGCCAUCUAUGACAUCUGCCGGCGCAACCUGGACAUCGAGCGCCCGACGUACACCAACCUCAACCGCCUGAUCAGCCAGAUCGUGUCCUCCAUCACGGCCUCCCUGCGCUUCGACGGCGCCCUCAACGUGGACCUCACCGAGUUCCAGACCAACCUGGUGCCCUACCCCCGCAUCCACUUCCCUCUGGUCACCUAUGCGCCCAUCAUCUCAGCCGAGAAGGCCUGCCACGAGCAGCUCUCCGUGGCCGAGAUCACCAGCUCCUGCUUCGAGCCCAACAGCCAGAUGGUGAAGUGUGACCCCCGUCACGGCAAGUACAUGGCCUGCUGCAUGCUCUACCGGGGGGACGUGGUGCCCAAGGAUGUGAACGUCGCCAUUGCCGCCAUCAAGACCAAGAGGACCAUCCAGUUUGUCGACUGGUGUCCCACGGGCUUCAAGGUGGGCAUCAACUACCAGCCCCCCACGGUCGUCCCCGGGGGAGACCUGGCCAAGGUGCAGCGGGCCGUCUGCAUGCUGAGCAACACCACGGCCAUCGCCGAGGCCUGGGCCCGCCUGGACCACAAGUUCGACCUCAUGUACGCCAAGCGCGCCUUCGUGCACUGGUACGUCGGAGAGGGGAUGGAAGAAGGAGAAUUUUCCGAGGCCCGGGAGGACCUGGCUGCCCUGGAGAAGGAUUAUGAGGAAGUGGGGACUGAUUCUUUUGAAGAAGAAAACGAAGGGGAGGAAUUUUAA
Molecule: messenger RNA, 1411 nt
Organism: Mesoplodon densirostris (Blainville's beaked whale)
Lineage: Eukaryota; Metazoa; Chordata; Mammalia; Artiodactyla; Ziphiidae
Gene: TUBA8
Product: tubulin alpha 8
Exons: 5
Coding region: 62-1411 (449 amino acids)
Biological process (GO): mitotic cell cycle; microtubule cytoskeleton organization
Cellular component (GO): microtubule; cytoplasm
Molecular function (GO): structural constituent of cytoskeleton; GTP binding
Source: RefSeq, a predicted model, not a curated record